UACGUGAGGGUCAGAUGGUCUCGAAAAUUUCCGACCAAAGAACUGUAUUAAAUGUUCCCGCCAUCAUCUUGAGCAGAUACAGAAAUCGAAAAGCGCGAAAGCUCGGUGCGAUUUGAACCCGAGACGUAACAUUCUGAAAAGACGCCAGGAGAGCCGAGAAGUUGACAGGGGUUCAAAUAACGCAGAUUUGUAUGGCGGACGCGACCAUGAGCAUGGUAAUGGUGACACCGACAGAAAGCGAGCGCAAGAGAACGCGCGACGACGGGCCAACACAAGACUUCAAUUUCUUGGAAAUGCAGCAACAGCAGCCGGGAAAGGAUUUUCCGGCACCCGGUGCUGUAGCAGAAGAUGAAGAUUCAGAGGGGCAAGUAGGUACUCGCCAUGCCAAGAGAGCGCGCUUCGAACUCGGGUCGCCGGAGAACCCCGUGCUUCUUCUUGACGACGAGAAUGGUAAUGAGAAGCGCGUUUUGGAGCGCGAAAAUUGCGUGCAGAAUGAGGAAAAUAAGGUCGUUCCGGACUUCGACGUUACUGUUAUUGAGAGCGACGACAAUGAGGAAGAGUCGAAAGAGGCAAAGGUCGCCGUGGAAGUCGCUCGGGAAAAGGUCGGUUCUCGUCGCGCGAAGAAGAGCCCGGUCGAUGCAGUGGUUGAAGAAUCCCAGCAGCGAAGAGUGAGCCCUAGGCUCCAGACAGCCGAAAGGCCUCUGUACUUCCCGCGUCCAAGGAUUGUGCGGGCUAAAGCCAAGCAAAAUGAUAAUAAUGAUGAUGAUGAUGAUGAUGAUGACGAUGAUGAUGAUAGAAAGCAGGGCUCCCGUGAGAAAUCUGAAAGGGCCCCUCGAAAUGGUGUUACUCAGUACAAUGGGGCAGUACCGGUGGCAAAUGGUUCGCAGGAGAUAUCUUCCGGUGGCUUUGGUCGGCGUGCCAUGGGGCUAAAGGACCAGGAUAUGCCAAAUGGCAAAGGGGCUAGUCAGGCCGAAGGGAAAUUCCAGUCAAGCGAUGCUCCGUCGGAGGAGUCUCCACAGACAUCUGAUCAGUGUGUCUUUGGACUUUCUGCAGAUAACAUGCUUAGUCCUGAGGCUGUUGCCAUAUCAGUGAAGACAAAUGGGGUGUCUAAGCACACCAGGCAUAAUAAGGCUAAUAAUGUCAACAAUUCAGCUUCCGCGAGCCCUACCAGUAAUUCGGCACAAGCCAGGAAAGGAGCAAAAUCAGCAACGAAGUGCAAGGAACCAUCAGUAGCAGGACAAUUAGUGGAAAUUGGUGAUUCGGAGGAAGCAUUGUCACAUCCAUCUGACCUUAAUGAUGCUUUUUGGACAGCUCCAGUUCAAUCUUUGGAGGGGUCAGAUUCACAUGGAACUUUGGGUAUCAGUCCUGAUGCCCGGGUGAAAGACACACUCAGGAUAUACAAUGCUUAUUACCUACAGUUUGUCAAGGAAGAGGAAGAUCGAUGCAAGAGAGAAAAGCCAAAUAGUGGGAAAGGUUUAAAGAAGCAAAUAAAAGAAAAGGGUCAGAAAGGCUCAAAGAAUUCAAAAUCAGGAAAGGGGGGGAAUGGAUCAAAUGGAAUGAAAGAGGAAAAGAACUCUGCAAGGCGACCUGAUUUGAAGGCUAUUAGUAAGAUGCUUACGACAAAUGGAAUUCUUUUCCCGACAAAGCGGCCAGGUCAUAUCCCUGGUGUCAAUGUUGGAGAUCAUUUCUUUUCACGUUGUGAAAUGAUUGCUAUUGGCUUCCAUAGUCACUGGCUAAAUGGGAUAGAUUUUAUGGGAAAAAGCUUUGGAAAAAUGGAGGAGUAUAAAGGUUAUAGAUUUCCACUUGCUGUUGCGAUAGUGCUCUCAGGGCAAUAUGAAGAUGAUGUUGAUAAUGCUGAGAAUGUGGUUUAUACGGGCCAAGGGGGCCAUGAUUUACUUGGGAAGAAACAUCAAAUAAAAGACCAAGAGAUGAACCGUGGCAAUUUGGCUUUGAAGAAUUGUAUCUACCAGAAAACUCCUGUCAGAGUAAUUCGUGGGCAUGAUUCAAAGAACAGCUAUACCGGGAAGGUCUACACAUAUGAUGGCUUAUACCAGGUUGUUAAGUACUGGGCUGAAAAAGGGCUAUCUGGUUUUACUGUUUUUAAAUACCGUCUUAGGCGUCUUGCAGGGCAGCCGGUAUUGACAACAGAUCAGGUUCAUUUUAGUCGAGGCCAAAUUCCACAAAGCACAUCCGAGUUACGUGGUUUGGUGUGUAAGGAUAUCAGCAAUGGCCAGGAGAGACUCCCUGUUGUGGCUUCUAAUGUUGUCGACAAUACACCUAUUUAUCCAACUGGUUUUACAUAUUUAAAAAGUAUCAAGGUUGCCGAGGGUAUUGAACUACCACCACCGGCAAAAGGUUGUGAAUGCAGAGGUGAAUGCUUUGAUCCAAGGAAAUGCUCUUGUGCGAGAUUAAAUGGGAUGGAUUUCCCAUAUGUUCAGAGGGAUGGUGGCAGGUUGGUGGAAGCAAAGGAUGUUGUAUAUGAAUGUGGUCCUAAUUGUGGUUGUGGGCCUAAUUGUAUCAACAGGGCUUCUCAACAUGGGUUUAAAUAUCGUCUUGAGGUUUUCCGUACCCCAAACAAAGGUUGGGCUGUGAGGUCUUGGGAUUCAAUUCCUUCUGGAGCUUUGGUCUGUGAAUACACAGGCAUUCUUAUGAGAACAGAUGAACUAGAUAAAUUUUCAACGGAUAACAGUUUCAUCUUUGAAAUAGACUGCCUACAGACAAUGAAGGGGAUUGAUGGACGGCAGAGGCGCCUAGGAGAGCUAUCAAAGCACAAAGACAUUCAAAUGGACAAGCUUGAUGAUAAGAAAGAUGGACAACCUGAAUUUGGUAUUGAUGCAGGAACAUGUGGAGGAGUUGCCAGGUUCAUCAAUCAUAGUUGUGACCCAAAUCUUUUUGUGCAAUGUGUAUUGAGCUCCCACCAUGAUGUCAGGCUUGCACGGGUUAUGCUAGUUGCAUCAGAUAAUAUUCCUCCACUUCAGGAGCUUACCUAUGACUACGGUUAUGUGCUGGAUAGUGUAGUUGAUGGAGAAGGUAGAAUCAAGCAAAUGCCAUGCUAUUGUGGUGCCAUAGAUUGUAGAAAACGUUUGUAUUAAUGUACGUCAUAAUUUCUUCAAACAUUUGAAAUUACAUAUUUGAGUUUGCAAUGGAUUCAUAAUUGUGCUAAUGCAGCUGGUAGUUGAAACCAACUGAGAGCACUUGAGUUGUCUUCAUGAUUUGUGAAAUGACUUCUGUUUUCCUGUAAUCACCAAUUUGCUUAGGUUAGGAGAACAGCACUGAUGGAAAUAACUCUGGGAAUGUUAGCUGUUUUUUGAGAAGCCAUUUACCAUUUGUUUGGUGAUUUUGUCCUUCCAAUUUUUUAAUCUAUGAUAUUGAUAUGGCAAAGGAAUACAUUCCUCUUAUAUGCAACUUUUUGCUUC
This is a messenger RNA of Cryptomeria japonica (Japanese cedar), 3416 nucleotides long. Its product is annotated as histone-lysine N-methyltransferase, H3 lysine-9 specific SUVH4. The record is from RefSeq and is a predicted model, not a curated record. Gene Ontology annotation, molecular function: histone methyltransferase activity; zinc ion binding; protein binding. The coding region runs from base 192 to 3092 and encodes 966 amino acids. Lineage: Eukaryota; Viridiplantae; Streptophyta; Pinopsida; Cupressales; Cupressaceae. Gene Ontology annotation, cellular component: nucleus. The transcript is spliced from 15 exons.